This is a messenger RNA of Australozyma saopauloensis, 303 nucleotides long. RefSeq lists its product as uncharacterized. The transcript has a single exon. The record is from RefSeq and is a predicted model, not a curated record. Lineage: Eukaryota; Fungi; Ascomycota; Pichiomycetes; Serinales; Metschnikowiaceae. Gene Ontology annotation, biological process: protein insertion into mitochondrial inner membrane; protein import into mitochondrial matrix. Gene Ontology annotation, cellular component: TIM23 mitochondrial import inner membrane translocase complex. Bases 1 to 303 code for a protein of 100 amino acids.
AUGGCUGUGCACUACCAACAACCUUCUAACUUUGACAAGUUCAAGAUGGGAGCCCUCAUGGGCGGAACCGUCGGUGUUUGCGUGGGAGUUCUUUUCGGAGGCUUUGCCAUCUUCCAACAUGGUGCUGGUCCAAACGGUGUGAUGAGAACGUUGGGCAACUACAUUAUGGGAUCUGCUGCCACAUUCACGUUGUUCAUGUCGAUCGGUUCUGUUAUCCGUUCGGACUCUCAGUACCUCACCUACCAGAGAGCCAUGGUGCAGAGCCAGAAGGAGAGAUUGAGACAGAUCUACGGAAUGGAGUAG